AUGUCUCAAACCCAGCAAUCUGCCUUCUCCUCAUCGAUCUACGAUAGUGAUUUCGACAAUUAUACUCACAAUCAUCCUUUUAUAUCUGAUCUAUCUGAGAGUCAGGAAACAUUACCUUCAUUCGAAACGGACUUCCUCCGACCGUCCCUACCUCCAUCAAUCCCUUCAACAUUCACACGUGUUGGCCCUGGUCGUAAGAAGGUCUAUUUUCUCUAUGACGAAAUGCUCCAUAACGACUGGGUAAGUUGGUGGCUAGAGACAGGCUUCGGUAAGAAACAACAUAUAUCCUGGGACGCGAAACAUCAGUCUAGUACCUGGGACACAUUUCACCAGGUCGCCCAUAGCUCUGAUGGUACUGCAAAGGUUAUGUGCAAGCGCUGUGGACAGAUUCUUGAGCACCCAAACUUUGUCCGUGAGACAAAAGAUGGGAAGAAACAGCGUCAAGGAACCUCAACUAUGAAAGGCCACCUUUCUAGCGCAGGGUGUAUAAAAGCUACCCAAGGUCAAGGGACAGAUAUCACUCGAUUUUUACAGCUCAAGAAUACGCCGAUCGCCAAUGAAUUCAGUCAAGAGAUAUGGGAACAAGAGCUUCUUACAUUUCUUACGGUCGCGCGUCUUCCCUUUCGGCUGAUCGAGCAUCCUAAGUUUCAUCGCUUAAUCCAGAUAGCCCAAUCUGCACCGAGGGUCCCGGAUAUCCCUUCAGCAAAGACUAUACGACGCCGGCUACAAUCCUCCGUACAACAACAACAGGAAAGAAUUCUAAGAAUGCUCCCAGAAGAUACAAAAAUAUCAAUUGCUCUUGAUUGCUGGACCUCGCCUUUCACACAGGCAUUUAUGGCUAUAACUGGCUAUUUUAUCGAUAAGGACUGGCAAUACCGUGAGGUUCUUCUCGGCUUUGAACCCCUUUACGGAUCACACUCUGGUGUGAACCUAAGUUCUGUACUCCUCGAUAUACUUUUGCGACAUAAGAUCGAAGAUCGGGUCUUCGCAAUCACGACUGACAAUGCAUCAAAUAACCAGACAUUGGUUGAUACACUACAACAAGCAAUAUCAGAAGACACUACCCUUAUUAGGGUCCCUUGUCUUGCCCAUGUGAUUCAGCUGAGCCUUAAUGAGCUUCUUGGGUAUAUUAAGGCUUGCCCGCUCAAUGAAUCAACGGAGACACGGUGGACAGAGCAGCGAUCCCAGUCAGCGCGUAUGAAUGCAACUAAGCAAAAUAUUGCCAAUACACUAUCGAAGAUUCGAAACCUUGCGAUCUAUGUGAAUGCAAGUCCCCAACGACGGGAAACCUUCUACAAUCUACAAGGCGAAACAACAAAGCUUAUGCCUCUUCAAGACGUUAAGACACGCUGGAAUUCUACGUUUCUAAUGCUUCGACGUGCAAAACGCUUACGAUCGUUUUUCCAGCCAUUUUGUGAUGAGUAUGAGCGGCCUGAUAUGGUACUCGAGGACGAAGAAUGGCGCCAGGUUGACUACCUUCUCUUCAUUACCCAGCCCUUCUUUGAUUUCACAGUUGAACUUUCAAAAACCCGGGAUGCCACUACACAUCAUGUAUUUCUGAUUUAUAACAAGCUGUUUGAGCACCUAGAGCUAUCAAUCACCCAGCUUACGCGGAAGAAGACUACCUGGAAGCGACAGAUGCUUCAGGCGUUACAAGCUGCGCGAAAGAAGCUUGAUGAGUACUACUCUGAGACAGAUAACGUACGAGGGCAUCUUUAUGCAAUCACUACAAUGCUAGCUCCAGCGAACAAAUUCCAGUUCUUCCAAACAGAUGAUUGGGAUGAUCGUUGGCGUACGAUAUACAGAAAGUCUCUUGAAGAGCAUUUGGCUGUUUAUAAAGAACGUCUUGCCCAGCAACCGACGUCUCCUCUAUCUCUUUCGUUAGGGGGAGGAAUAUCGCGCCUAGACUCGAUGGUAAAGCCAAAGCGUCCCCGCUCUGCUGUAGCAGGCGAUGAGCUUUCGCAAUAUCUUGAUAGUGCUACUAUAGAUAUAGCGCCUUUAGUGUUUUGGAGGGAGAAUGCCUAUCGUUUCCCAACUCUUGCAGCCCUUGCACGAGAUGUGCUUUCAGUCCCUGCGACUGGUGCUGGUGUUGAACGACUUUUUAAUACUGCCCGAGAUAUCUGUCACUAUCGCCGUGGAAGAUUAAGUGCAACAACUAUCCAGGAGUUAAUGAUGUUUCUUUGUACUUCAAAAUUCGAGAUCGAGGAGGAACAGGCAGUAUUCCUACAGGAAUUCUUUACUCGCGACGAGAUCGAAGCGGCAAAGGAGGAGAAGGAAAUCACAACUGAUACAGUGAACGUCGAUCCGAUUAGUGAUACUGAGGAAGAGCAAACCCAGGAAGAGGAAGAGGUGCAAGGUAGGGAGGAUAUACAGGUUAUGAUCGAUCAUGAUACUGACCCUCCCCUUCCUUCUAAUAAAGAUAAAAGCACUCAGAUACGUGCUUCUUUUGCAUUGUUUGCCAAACCAUUGGGGCCCCAAGAACCAUUGCGGUUUGGGCCUCGAAAACCAAAAACCGCAAUGGUUUCUGAAACUGGCCCCAAAAACCAAACCAUUUGCGGUUUGGGGCGGUUUGGUUUUGCGGUUUUGCGGUUUUUGGCGCACUCUACCUAUGGGAAUGCGGCGCUCCGAGAGCUCUGCCGUACCCUAGAGCAGCGCGAGGUCUGGUCAUGGCCGUCGUACGAGUUUCUUGUGAAGAUGAAGAAGGACCGAACUCCCGUUAUCUCGGCUGAUCAAAUCCGUAGUGCACGGCCGUCGUACGUUAAUGGACUCUUGAUCGCUUCUCGUGGAGCGUCUGCUCCUCUUCCACCCCUAAGCCGGGUCGAGGAGCUGACCGACUCGGACGAAGCUAAUGACGACAAUGGUGCUGGUGGUGCUGGUGCUGGUGCUAGUGGUACUGCUGCAGUAGUAUAG
Penicillium concentricum is the source of this 2910-nucleotide messenger RNA. RefSeq lists its product as uncharacterized. The record is from RefSeq and is a predicted model, not a curated record. The transcript is spliced from 7 exons. Bases 1 to 2910 code for a protein of 969 amino acids. NCBI's taxonomy places the organism in Eukaryota, Fungi, Ascomycota, Eurotiomycetes, Eurotiales, Aspergillaceae. Gene Ontology annotation, molecular function: protein dimerization activity.